Paramormyrops kingsleyae is the source of this 2509-nucleotide messenger RNA. RefSeq names its product WAS/WASL-interacting protein family member 1-like. Gene Ontology annotation, cellular component: actin filament. Lineage: Eukaryota; Metazoa; Chordata; Actinopteri; Osteoglossiformes; Mormyridae. The record is from RefSeq and is a predicted model, not a curated record. Gene Ontology annotation, biological process: actin filament-based movement. Gene Ontology annotation, molecular function: actin binding.
GGAAAAAACAGAAGUUUCUCUGUUAAGCCAUAAAUGCCUUUACACUGGGUAAAUGUCCCGGUUGCAGAUGUUUAUGAAGACGAUCUAAUUUUGCUCGUGAUGCGAGGACAGUUUGAGUCAGAGACACUUUAACGAAGGUCUGAGAAGUGACAGAAGAAUACGUGAGGAGCGACGAUGCCUGUGCCUCCUCCACCGCCACCUCCAGCACCUCCCCCAACCUUUGCUGCGGCAAAUACAGAAAAACCAUCACUCAACAAGUCUGAACAGCAGGGAAGAAAUGCUCUUUUAUCAGACAUCAACAAAGGCGCUCGCUUGAAGAAGGCCAUCACUAAUGACCGGAGUGCUCCAGUAUUUGACAAGCCCAAAGGUGGAGCUGGAGGAAUGGGAGGCGGGGGAGGUGGAGGAGGCGGAGGAGGAGGCGGAGGAGGUGGAGGAUUUGGUGGGGCACCAGCAGGGGGGCUAGGAGGACUUUUCCAAGGAGGGAUGCCAAAGCUCAGAUCUGCUGGGAACAGAGACAGUAACGAUGCCGUGUCUCCGAGGCCUCCUAUGCCACCUGGCGGGGGAAGGUCUCCGGGAGCCAGGCCCCCAGGGGGCAGCACAGGCACCCCACCCCGGCUACCAGGUGCACCCCCAACCCACCGUGGCAGUGUCCCAGACCUGCCCAAGCCCCGACAUGAGCCGGCUGGGCCUCCACCACCUGUUCCCAGUACCCCACGGCCGAACCAAGGAAGCAGCCAGAAUCGAGGCCUCCCUCCUGUGCCUGCGGGGGGUCGAUCACCAAGCACUGGCCCCAUGCCCCCGCCGCCUGCCCUGCCUGGCCGACACUCGAGCGAGCCCCCCGCAUCCAGCCGCCAACCACCUUUGCCUGCCCCCCCUGUGCCUGGCAGCGGACGGCCCUCCCUCCCUCCUGCCCCUAGCAGGGCUUCAGAUGAUCGUCCCCCCCCUGUGCCUAUGGGAAGCAGGCAGCCUUUUUCCCGGGAAGGACCCCCACAGCCUCCCCCGCAGCCUCGUACACCCAACAGCAAGCCACAGGGCUCCCCUGCACCGCGGCCCCCUUCGAGCAGUGCCCCACCCCUGCCCCCAGGUCGACCUGGCCCCCCUCCUCCCACACCUCCCAGUGAUGAACAAAUUCCCAGGUUACCACAGCGAAACGUGUCCCUCAGUUCUCCUGCCCCCAUCCCCACCACCCCUCCAGGCCGCAGUGGCCCUUUACCCCCACCCCCUAAUGAGAGACCGCCCCCUCCUGGUAGAAACCCACCUGGGAGAACAGGUCCUCUGCCUCCACCCCCACCCACAGGGAGGUCAGGCAGCAAUGUACGGGCAUCAGCCCCGCCCCCACCGAAUCGACCAGGACCGGAGCCUCCAAGAGGAGGUCCCAGACCUCCACCCCCACCAGAGAGACCGGCCGUUGGGGGACCGCCACUUCCCCCUCCCCCCAUUGGCAACGGUUACCAGAAUUCCUACCAACACUCCACAGACGACUGGGAGGGCAGAUUCACUUUUCACCCUGUGUCAGAGCUUCCCUCACCAGAGCCCUAUAUACCUUCCCAGAAGACCUACCCAAGCAGGAUGGGGAAGGGUGAGAACAGAGGUUCUGGAAAAAAGGAAAGAGGUGCACCCCCGUUGCCCCCCAUUCCUCGGUGAAGAGUUCAGCAGCCCCACAUCCUGCCACUCAGUCCUCCAGCCCCCCACCUGCUGCUCGCAGUACACCCAGUUACCCAAACCUGCCUCCUCUUUUCUCCUGUGCAUAUUUUACUUACUGAGUCUUUUUACAUCUGACAGCAUUGGAAGUAAUUGAUAUUUCUAAGAUGGAAGUAAUUGAUAUUUCUAAGCUGGAAGUAAUUGGUAUUUCUAAGCUGUUUCCAUAUGGGCUCAUUUUUCUAAUUUAAUUUUAACUUUUUGUAGAUUAUUUACCAUUUGACAUUAUACAGGAACAAUUUUAUAUAAAAAGUUAAUGUCACCCUGCAGGGCCAAAAGAAUUGCACAUACACACCCAUGCUAUUUGUCUUCAACUAUUGUAUAUCUAAUGUUUUAUAUCAGAAUAUUCACUAGUGUUUCUCAAAGCAAGCCAGUGCAAGCAAUGCUAGUUUUUAAACUUCAUUGUUAUUAGGAAAUCCUAAUGCUUUUAUUUUUUAUAAAGAACAGGUGUCUCCCUGGUGGAGAGACUCAAAAUAGAUUAGAGAAAAUGUUCAACAGGGGCGUAUAACAGAUGAAUUUCAAUAUGGUGUUAUUCUGCUUUGUAUGAGUAAAAAAGAAGGAUUUACAUUUAAUAAUUAAAUUACAUUAAAUAGCCAGUGUCAUGUGUUUUGUGUGGUUAAUUAGGUUUCUAAAAGAAUAAUAAUAAAUCUGUUGAGUUGACAGUAUUCCUAUAAUUUAAAUCUGUUUAUAACAGAACUGUAAAGAAAAUGUAUCUAUCAAUUCUCUUGUUAAAAGUUAAAUGUAUAAUUAACAAACAAUGUUUCACUCUAAGUGUGAUACUGAGUGUGACUAUAAAUGAUUUUCUAAUGUU